AUGAUUAAAAGAAAUUCAGUAAUUAAACAGAAAGUUUUCCGAUUUCCAAGUAAAACACAAAUAGGCUCUUGGAGAUUUGCUGUUCUUAUUCGAAUUUUAGAUCUAAUUCAUGAAUCUCUAGUAUCAAAUACUCCAGUAACAAAAAGGGAUAUCUAUUAUCGUGAUAUAAACUUAUUUAAGAAUUCAAAAAUUGUAAAUAAAAUUAUAGAAGAUAUAGCAUAUACCUUCAAAAUUCGAAGAUCAGCACUUAAUGUUCUAGCUACAGCAAAAGGACUCGUUUGCGGCCACAUAAAAAUAAAACGAAAAAAUUUUGAAGAGAUAAAUUGUUUGCAAGAUUCUGAAGUAUUAAUACCUUCAGAAACUGAAAUAGAAAGUAUAGAGACAGAAGCUGAUUGGAUUCUUAUUGUUGAAAAAGAAUCGACAUUUAGAACAUUACUGAUAUCAAAAUUUUACAAUCAUCCAGUAGCAGGGAAAGGUGUUAUCAUUACAGCAAAAGGAUACCCAGAUAUAUCAACAAGAGAAUUUUUAUACAUGAUAUCAAAAUCUAUUUCAUCUUCUUCAAGUCCUUAUAAGAGAUCAACUCCCAUAUUGUGUCUUGUAGAUUAUGAUCCACAUGGAAUAAACAUUCUAGCAACAUACAAAUUUGGUUCAUAUGCAGAAGCACACAAUAGCCAUCUAAUGGCUAUACCAUCGAUCAAAUGGUUAGGCGCACACUCAAAUGAUUUUCGUAAAAAUCAAGAAAAUGGAUAUAUUCCAAUGAAUAACAAUGAUAUAAAAAAAGCUUUUGACCUUUUACAAAAAGAAUGGAUUCAAGAACACAUAAACCUAAAAAAUGAGUUAUGUAGAAUGUUAUUUACCAGAGUUAAAGCAGAAAUACAAUUAUUAAGUGAAAAUGAUGAAAAAUGUUUAACAGAAUAUUUAGCAGAUAAAAUUUCCAAAGGUGAAUGGUUAUAA
Molecule: messenger RNA, 954 nt
Organism: Pneumocystis carinii B80
Lineage: Eukaryota; Fungi; Ascomycota; Pneumocystomycetes; Pneumocystales; Pneumocystaceae
Exons: 7
Coding region: 1-954 (317 amino acids)
Biological process (GO): meiotic DNA double-strand break processing; reciprocal meiotic recombination; meiotic DNA double-strand break formation
Cellular component (GO): nuclear chromosome
Molecular function (GO): DNA topoisomerase type II (double strand cut, ATP-hydrolyzing) activity; ATP binding; DNA binding
Source: RefSeq, a predicted model, not a curated record